AUGGGGUACGUCCUCCCCAUCACCACGACAGGCGUUACAAGGCGUAAAGCUGACGGAUCGGAGGAGUCUUUCCUCAAUGACCUGGACACCGAGUUGUUGCAUGUGGUGCACGUGAGGCUACCAAAGUGGGUGGAACUAGAGAAAUGGCCUGAUUCCGCUGGCCACUUCAUCGACGUCAAGAUCAUUACGCCGUUGGAAAGCACUUAUGUGGGAAUAUGCGCGGAUAGCACAUUGCCAGCAGUAGGGGUAUCCAUAUCAGCAAGUCUCUUCCCUGCGUCUUUUCACAAUCAGAGCUGCGCUACAAAGGAGUCUGAAGUUUCACGGGACGUGUAA
This is a messenger RNA of Prorocentrum cordatum, 333 nucleotides long. The record is from the annotation of a GenBank genome assembly. NCBI's taxonomy places the organism in Eukaryota, Dinophyceae, Prorocentrales, Prorocentraceae.